Molecule: messenger RNA, 1011 nt
Organism: Paramecium sonneborni
Lineage: Eukaryota; Ciliophora; Oligohymenophorea; Peniculida; Parameciidae
Source: the annotation of a GenBank genome assembly
AUGAUCAAUUUGAAAUAGAUUGAAUGGAUAGAUUGGGAAUGGAUUUAUGUAUUUACGAUUCUUUGGAUAUUUCUAUCAAUAAUUUGUAUUUUUCAAAUUAUCUUUUUGUUUGAUUUCAUCUAUAAAGCCACAUAAUUAUUAUAAUAAAGAGAUCCAAUUAGUAGAGAAUCAAUAAAUCAGUAGAGUAUAAUUAUUAAGCAAGUUUAGUUAUAGGAUCAUUAUGGAUUAAUUUAUUAAUCUUAUGUAUUUCAGGACUACCUACUUUUACUAUGGUUUGUUAUACAAUUAAGUUGUCAACAGGCAAAAACAGUUAUAAUUCUCUAUCAAUUACUUUAUCAGUAAUAUAUUCCCUUGUUUUUAUAGUCUAUACCUUAUAUUAUAGAAUUUCUUUAAGGUUAGAAUAUCAUUAUUAAUUAAAGUCUUUUUGUUUCUGAAAUAUAUCAAUAAAGAAUGAUAGAAAACAAUCUUGGAAUAAAUACUGAUAAUUUAUAAAGAUAUUAAUUGAAUUCUCCAAGUUCUAAACAUAAAAAUCGUUUGACAAAAAGUAAAGAAUAGAUAUUAACUCAACUCCCUUAAUAUUUGGUAUUUAUAAACAAUUAAUGUUAAGAUUAGAUUAUCAUAAACUUACUUUUUGCCAGCUAUCGAUAAUGAUAAUCAAUAAUUAAAACAAGGUUAAUAAAUAUAGUAAGAACAACAUAUAAAAAGAAAUAAAACUGAUCAAGACUAACCAAAAUUAAGUAAUCGUAAUUCUCUUACUGAAAUUAAUUCUGACAAAGAUACAUAAUGCUUUAAUUGUUAUUAAAGUGAAAGUUGUGCUGUUUAUAUGCCAUGUGGACAUGGUGGAUUAUGUAUAAAAUGUGCUACAGAAUGGUUCACUGAAAAAUAAGAGUGUUUAAUUUGUAGAAAAGUAAUUGCUUCGAUUAAUUUUAAUUUUAGCCUGUUGAAUCUGUUGUAAAAAUUUUAUAGUCUGAAUAAAAUAAAGUUUAGGUCAUUGAUGUAUUGGCUUUUUGA